AUGUUACCAAUUCAUCAUCAUCAUCAUCAAAAUUCAAAUCCUAUCAAGAAGGGAAAAGUAAACAAUAUUGGAAAAAGUAGUGCAGAGUGGCGUUCCCGAAGUAUUUAUCAAAUUAUUACUGAUAGAUUUAGUCCUUCUGAGAGUGGAAGUGGAAAAUCGUGUCCUCUCCUCUAUACUUAUUGUGGAGGUACUUUUCAGGGAAUUACUUCACAUUUGAACUAUGUGAAAAGUUUGGGAUUUAAUGCUAUUUGGAUUAGUCCAAUUGUGUUGAAUUUACCUGGUGGAUAUCAUGGUUAUUGGGCUCAGGAUUGGUUUGCUGUUAAUCCACAUUUUGGAACUCAAGCUGAUUUGAUUAAUUUGGUUAAAACAGCUCAUAGUAUGGAUAUUUGGGUUAUGGUAGAUGUAGUUUUCAAUCAUGUUGGACCUGUUGGUUUUGAUUUUUCAGAAAUUUCACCAUUCAAUUCAUCAACUCAUUAUCAUCCUUAUUGUCAAAUUAAUAACUGGUCUAAUCAAACAGAAGUGGAAUAUUGUAGAUUGGCUGAUUUACCUGAUUUGGAUCAAAGUAAUAAUUUUGUUUACAAGACAUUGUCAAAUUGGAUUACUGAUUUUGUUUUAAAUACUUUUGGAUUUGAUGGUAUUAGAAUUGAUACAGUACCUGAAAUUUCCAAGACUUUCUGGAGUGAUUUGAAAACCAACAUUUUGGCUCCAAAGUAUGGAGAUAUUUACUCAAUUGGAGAAGUGUUAAAUGGAGAUAUGAAUUAUGUAGCUCCAUAUGCAAAUAUUUUGGGUGCAACUCUCCACUAUCCAAUGUAUUUUGUUUUAAAGAGCAUCUUUUCACAAGGUGGAAGCAUGUAUCAAAUCAGAAAUACCAUCAACAGUGCACGAUCUCUCGUUAAGGAUACAUCUCUUCUUGGAGUAUUUAUUGAUAAUCAUGAUAAUCCAAGAUUUUUGAAUUAUGAAAGUGAUUACAAAUUAUAUCAAAAUGCAUUGACCUAUGUAUUGACCUCAGAGGGAAUUCCAAUCUUUUACUAUGGUACAGAACAAGGGUUCAAUGGUGGUGCAGAUCCUUUCAAUAGAGAACCAUUAUGGCCAACCAGCUUUAACCAAAAUUCCUAUCUCUUCACUUUCGUCCAAAAGAUUAUGAAUUUUAGAAAUACUCACUUCCAAGAAUUUUUAAAUAAUCCAUUACAAGUUGAGAGAUAUGUGGCUAAUAACUUUUAUGCAUUCUCAAGAGGAAAUGUCUUUGUUGCCACAACAAAUGUUGGUUCCAGUUAUGGUCGAUUGCAAUAUACCAUUACUUAUCAUCCCUAUUCUGAUGGAACAGUAUUGUGUGAUAUUUUCUGGGGUAACAAUGAUUGUGAAACAGUAACUAAUGGCCAAUUUACUGUAGUCUUACUCAACGGAGAAUCAAAAAUCUAUUAUCCACAACAAUAA
Molecule: messenger RNA, 1434 nt
Organism: Naegleria gruberi
Lineage: Eukaryota; Heterolobosea; Eutetramitea; Acrasida; Naegleriidae
Exons: 3
Coding region: 1-1434 (477 amino acids)
Biological process (GO): carbohydrate metabolic process
Molecular function (GO): calcium ion binding; alpha-amylase activity
Source: RefSeq, a predicted model, not a curated record